GCGGCGUUCCGGUAGUUAGCCAGGUUGCUACCAAACACAACAGCAAAAAAAGUAACUUAAGUGCUUUAAACGUCGCCUGAAAUCCGUGACACUGCCUUUUCCCACCUCGGCAGCGAUUUAUAAACCAUAACAAGCCCUAUAGAUAGAAAAUAUCAACUUUUGUGAAGGAAAAAGUUGCAUGGAGUGCUGCAUUACCAACUGGACUUGGUAGCCUGCCACCUUGGACUCCGAAGACCAAGAUUGCUCCUUCAGUCUUGGAACUUUUUAAGAAAAUGUACUGUGACUCUUUUUGGUUGUGUUGGGAUGUCUCCAGCAGUUGAUGGUGCUGGUCAGCAUUUUAAUUUGAUUGGUCUUCCUUCCUUUUGUUGGAAUGUUAGCGUUGACUGCUGGACCGACAGCUGACAUCCAGUUGCGCCUCGCUGAUAUCAAUCCUGACCUCCUUUGAAGAGUCUCGGAUUGCAAUUACAUUUGUCCCAAAUUUCCAGAUAGUCAUGUCGACAGAGGGAGGGGAUCGUGGGAAAGAAAGAGAGCGGGGCGCCCGUCCCAAGGCCCGCCAGAGCCGCUCCGAAGAACGACAGGAUGGAGGAAGGAGGAAAGGAGGCAGAGGGAAGAGGAAAGGCCACAUGGCCCAUGAGCCAGCAUCUGAGCGACCGGUUAGUGAUGGGUUUGAAUAUGGGGACUUCUUAAAUAGGCUGGAGUCUGGAAAUGGAAACUCAUCGUCUCCCGUACGUGAACGCCGCUGGAGGCAGGUUCUUGGCUCAUCGAGUUCUUUGCUGCCUGAGAGAGCCUCUGCCAGGCCAGUUUCAAACUCCCCCAGUACAGACCAGCCAGUUUCUGAGACCAGCAGCAAGUCUUCCAGCAGUAGUCGCACCCUCAGGCAGAAGAUCCAAGAUGCUGUAGGCCAGUGCUUUCCCAUCAAGUCCCACAGUGGAGCUUGUGCUUCUGCACAGGGUCUCUCAGCAUCUCCUUCCACAUCCUCAUCCCGGAGGAAGAUCCAUUUGAGUGAGCUGAUGCUGGACAGUUGCCCAUUCCCAGCUGGUUCGGACCUUGCUCAGAAGUGGUACCUCAUCAAGCAGCACACGGCUCCCAUCUCCCAGCCGCCUGUCCUGGAAUCCCUUGCUGGAGCCACAACUAGAGCAUCCUCAUCCACCAGCAUUGCUGCUGCUGCUGCUGCUGCUGCUGGUGCUUCAGCUGCUCCUGUGGUCGAGGAUGAGGACGACCGCUUGCGGGAAAGAAGGAGAAUAAGCAUAGAGCAAGGAGUCGACCCACCACCCAAUGCCCAGAUCCACACAUUUGAGGUGACUGCUCAGAUCAACCCACUGUACAAGCUGGGUCCCAAGUUGGCACAUGGGAUGAACGAGUUGGCGGGGGAUGACCGUGCCACUCUCCAGCAACAGCAGCAGAUGCUGCAGAGGCAGCAGCAACAGCAUCAGCUUCUUCUGCAAAGCUGCUUGGACACUCUUGAUGAGGUUGCUGCUGCUUCUGCUUCCUCUGUGCCCUCAUUCUCCACUGAAUCCCAUCCAGAUUCAGACUCUUCUUCCUCCUCGUCUCCCCAUUCCUUGACGAGAGGUUCCUCGGUUCAAACAGAUCACACCGAAUCCCAGGAUGCCCAGCAUCGCAUCCACACUCAGAUUGACUACAUUCACUGCCUGGUGCCGGACCUGCUGGAGAUUACAAACCUACCAUGCUACUGGGGCGUGAUGGACCGCUACGAGGCCGAGACACUCCUGGAAGGUAAACCCGAGGGUACCUUCCUUCUACGGGACUCUGCCCAGGAAGACUACCUGUUCUCAGUCAGCUUCCGGCGCUACGGCCGCUCACUACAUGCCCGCAUCGAGCAAUGGAACCACAACUUCAGCUUCGAUGUGCAUGACCCCAGUGUGUUCCACGCACCCACGGUCACAGGGCUCCUGGAGCACUACAAGGAUCCCAACUCCUGCAUGUUCUUUGAGCCACUGCUAUCCAACCCCAUCUACCGCAUGCAGCCAUUCAGCCUCCAGCACAUCUGCCGGGCAGUGAUCAGCAGCUGCACCACUUAUGAUGGCAUCACCGCCUUGCCCAUUCCCAACGCACUCAAGGAGCACCUGAAGGAGUACCACUACAAGCAGAGGGUCCGCGUACGCAGGCUUGACACCUGGAGGGAAUAAAGCCUGCAUAGUGUGGUAAAUUCUUCCACGGCCAGUAUCGACAAGUGCGUUACUGACCGCUUCAAGGAACCAGUGCGCACUGACCCAGCUUGCUACAGCAAACCCGGAUGUCCUAAUGCUUGCGAAUUUGAAUGUUCAGGGAAAAAUAAACUGAUGAGUGUGAAAGGGCUAGAAUAUCCUUGAGAGCUUGCAACAAACCCAGCGAACUCUGGGUUAAUGGGUGCAUGUCAGUUAGUGUGCCAUGGGCUUAUUUAUGACCUAUUGCAGGCAGAGGCUCUACGAGUGCCUAUGCCCUAUUGCAGUAUUGUCUUGUGGCGGGAAUGAAUACCAAAGUGCCACUUUUGUUAAAGGAACAGUUUAUCCAUUUUUUCAAAUUCCGUUUUUCCCACCAUGCGGUGUGGUACGGUAUGGUUACAAAUCAUUGUCAUUUCCACUGCCAAGUGAGCAGCACCUUACCUGAGUGUCCGUGUUGAAUUUGAUUACCUUUCUGGUUAGGGGGUACAAGUGUCCCGAGCUGGAAUGUAAGGAUGUACGGGUCAAAUGUCAUCAGUCGGAUGACCCCGGUUCAGAUUUGUAACCGCACUCUGUUGGACCAGACUUCCUGGUGGGAAAACGCAGUUUCACAAUUGCCGUCUUGCCUUUGGAGGGAGGCUGAGUUGUUCAACAGGCUACAUAGCCUGAUUCUUAAGCCAUUUUAUCUCACUUUUAGUUUAGUUCAGGUUGUUUUAGCACACAGUCACUGAUUGUUUCGCUGUUCUUCUUGAGUACCUUCCCUGAAAUGGUGCAGUAAGUAAUACUUGUACAUUUGCUUGGCUUGUCAGGUCAUCAGAUUACGAACUCGCGUGCAUAGUCCUUCAAACUACUGUAGAAAAGAACGGCAUGGUGCACAUCUGUAGUGUCACGUCAGUUCACUGUAACGUUCCUAACCUGCUGAGUGUAGUUGAUCUUUGUUGCGCUGUCACAAAACUUAUUACUUAUUGUACCUUUUAAGGCAGGGUCAAGUGAAAGUUUGGUCAACUUGUCCUUUAACAUCUGUCUGUCAGCAAUUUUUGGCAUUUCAGUGAAGGAAUAUAGAUUAUGGGCCACUUUGAUCUUAUCCAACGAUAAAACAAUGUUUUCGGUCAGGUUAGAUCGGCGGUGCUGAUUUGAGUGACUAAAAAAAAAAAAUGCUGUCGAGCGCCUUGGGAAAUUUCCUAACUGACUGAAUGUAGCAGUUUUAAUAUUUUUAUUUUGCUUAACAAGACAGAAGAAGAAAGUACACCACCAAACUUCAGUGGUUGGUAAUGCCUUCACAUGCUCGUAAUUGUGUACUUGAGACUUAAUUCAGGGAACUGCAUGUUGAAAUGUCACAGAGUAAGAGGUUCAGCUUUCAAGUAUUAAUGGUAACCAUGUACACGAGUCACCAAGUCCACUACUGCUAUCAGUAUUACCAUCUCAGCGCCUUGUGAGAUGCUUGGUUUUUCUCAGUCUGGGUCUGUUUUUGCCGCUUGAGGGUUUUAAGAUGGCAGAUGAACAAUUUUACCCAAUCAUCCACUUACACCACAUUUAAUCAUUUGACCAAGACAUGUCUAGUGUCAAAAAGUAGCUAAGAACAGUGCUUGCAGUUGUCUUGUGGCCUGAAUUUGUUUUAUUUGGUAGACCACGUUCUUAAAGGGGCUCUCCGGCCAAAAUGAAGCGUUAACUGUUGCUACGUCUGGUAAACAUGCUGAACAUGCUACAGUGGCGCCAACAUAGACUCUAGAGUGCGGUUUUCCCAUUUAAAGACUAAUAAAAGCCCCUCCUGAUGAUGCAUUAGGAAGUAGGAGGAGGUUUCUGUGUUUGAAUUCCUGUUCUGUAUUUAAAUUAAUUAAUUUGUAUUGAUUUUUUUUAGCUAGUGAAGCAGAGAAGAUUAACAUUAAUUGCUGUCUUGUAGCCGGACUGUAGUCUUCAUCAUUUCGGUGGAGAGAAUGCAUUAAUCAAGCGGCAGAAUUGACUCAGAUGAGGAAUACAGGCUAAAAGUUAAAGUUAGCAAUGUAGCUACCCGGCUAUCUUGAUACUUUACCUCAGUUUGGCUUCUUUUUUCUGGCUAAAAAGAUCAAAUUAAAUUAAAUUAAAUGUAAAAAAUCUCUGGCACCCAUUUUGUGGCGAUCAUAGACAGAAUUACUAUGUUCUUCAUGAUUUUGCAAGUUGACCGAGGCAAAAGUUGCACCAAUGCUAGCUUUGGGUGUGUUUAUUAGGUCAGCGGCCAGGCUAGCAGUUAAGAUUUGGUGGCACCACAGGGUUGUUUAAUGCAUUUUCCUGCUAGGCUCGGUGUCGUAGUGAGAGAAUAUCGAUGAAGGAGAACACGAGUCAGUGGGGAAUGAUGCAAAAUUAUAAAUUACAUUAAACUGAUGAUGCUGAGGGUUACAGUGCUGUGCUAAAAAGGCCGGAAUGCCCCUUUAAGGAAGCUUUCGCUUGGUGAACAAGUCCCAACUUAAGCUGCCUUUAUAGCAAAUAACCUCGCAUAUUCACAAAUAAUACUCUGUAAGGUUCUGAUUUCACUGUACUCACAUUUAUCUACUGCACAACACGGCCAAAACAGACCGUACUAAGAACUGUUGGUUCAUCCUUGCAAUUCUUGUUUUUCGGUGGACUGAAUGCACAAUAUUUCUUGCAGUGUUCUCUCUGAUUUUAACUUGGAUUAACAUCAUUGUUUUAUACUGAACUGGCUCCUCUGUAUAACACUGAUGAGCACUGGAUUUGAAGGGGAAUUCCACCAACACUUUCAAAGUUUCCGUACAGUUAAAUGGCAGCGAUAUAAAUGGUCAUUUGGAGUGGCUUGGUAUGAAAACAGUCUGAAUUGUUCACAGUGGUGGUGAUGGGAACCAGACGUCCACCCUUAAAAGCUCCCACACAGGCAGUAUUACAUGAAAUGGUUAUGAUCUGGUGCUGUAGUACCUCCAGACUGCCCAUAAUAAUAAUAAUAAUAAUAAUAAUAAUAAAUAAUAAUAAAUAUAGCCACAGGCGGCAAUUUGUGGGGUCCAAGCUUGCUUGCAAGUUCGCCCAACAUUGAUAAUCUGAUCGGCAGAUGGCAGCUAUGUGUUUUUGAAUAUGAUAUCAGUCUCAUAGAUCCUGAUCCAGGACAGCACAUUGUAGCAACAAGCCAGUUUUCAUGGAAAUCGGACGACUUUUGGUUGCGUAACGCUUUUUUUGCUUGUUAUAGCACCACCUAGCGAUGCAGUUGCACCAAACUCUGAAGAUAGUUUAUGACUGCCACAGCGUACACGCCUGUGAAUUCUCGUAACAGUCGGCCAAUGCGUUUCUCUGUUAGAGCUGUAUAUACAUGAUGAUUGAAAUUUGAGCUCCAACCACGAUACGCAGUGAUGAAAUUCCAUUUUUUUGGUAAUUUAUUACAGAUCCGCUUCUUCGGCUUCUAACGAGAACAGAUUUGUGCAGAUUGUGCAAAGACUCAGGGACAAGUUCGCGCUCUAAAAAUUUGCAUAAAAUGUAAAUUACUUUAAAAUCUAUUGAGAUUAUUAACAUGGACAAAAUAGCUGUUCUGUGUGCCAUGGCAUCAGUAAUCGGGAGAAGAAGGACUUUUGUCUCUAUGACAUACGGUACAAAACAAAUGGUACGCCAGCCUUAAACGUACAAAGCUUUGCUGUAGCGCCACCGUCAGGCCGAUUGGGCUGAGCCUGUGCACCGUAGUCUACUUUGUGCUUGGACCCCUAAUAAUAAGUUCUGAAAGCAAAGACCCGGGUGUUCUUGUUUUGGAGUGUAUUUUUUUGGAUAUUUAUAUAUUUUGUUUCUAUAUUAUUAAAACCUCCAGUGAGCCAGACUGCUUCCUUGACAACUGUUGGAUGCUUUGGGGGUGCAUCACUAAAACGCAUGCAGAGUUAUAGGCCUGUUUUGACCCCCAUAGCAACUUAUUAUUAUAUCGAUUAUAUUGCUUUGAAUCUCAAAAAUGAGAAUAUAGCCCAAUAAUGUUUUUAAACUGCUAUAUUUCCCGCUUAGUGUGUAUUCCAGUGUUGAGUCCUGCUAUGUUACUAUGGGACACCGUCACUUACUGCGCCUAUCUGAUUGGUCACUGGUUCAUUUGCAUAAAGUUCGUCCAGACAAAAUAGCAGAGAGAGGGUGUAGGCCUACAUCAGUGGUCUGAUAUGUCAGUUAUAUCUAUGUAUUGUUGUCUUUAGCCUGAUUAUAGUAUGUUUUGACACAUUCUCUUGAAGAUUUAAUGCAAAAAGGCAAAUCGUUUUGCACGACAUCAUUGUUCACGUCACAUAUGCUGCUUAAAAUCUCAGCAUGUCCAACUUUAAAUACCUUCCCUGGUUGAGAAUACACUGCCUGAUGUCUGAGAGACUGCGUUACAGUAGGUUUACAGUAACGUUUUGGCCAAAAAUAUAAUUUGGUGGAGGGAUGCGUAAUAUGUAAGGCGUUGUGAGGCAAAAUAGUCCCCAAAGAAAACUUAUUAAUUUUAGAUUUUCCACUAUUUUACCAUCAUCAUCGUCCCAUAUUAACUCAGAAGACUCAUGUAGGUUCUCUGGUGGUUCUAGAUAGUAAAUAAAAUGUCUGUAUUUGUGUUGUCGUCAUGGCGACCCCUGGUUCCCAUCACCACCACGGUAAAGACUGUAGAAACAUCAAUGGAAUUCCCCUUUAAGACAAAAAAGGACUUGAGCUUUGUGAUUGGCACGAUACCGUAAGGUAGGGAGGGGUUAAUUCAUAUAUAAUUCAAAUUAUGAUUGCUGAUGUAAAACGUAGGUCUGUUGAAUGAAAAUAAUGCAGUAUAAAUGAAUUACAGAACCAGCAAACUUUUAUUUUUUCGUAAAUGGAACUUGACUUUGUUAAAUAACCAGUUUCAGAUUUUUGCCCAAGCUUAAAGGUAUUUACUAAUUUAUUUCCAUUAUUUAUUAAGUUGAUACAAAAGUCUUUUUCUUCUGUACCCUGAAAACAGCUUGAGCUCAUGAAAAAAAUAACAAAACAAAAAUAACAAAAUAACAGAGCCUACUUGAACUGCAUGUGAUGACAUGAAUUUCAUUAAGAGAAAUAUUAAUUAAUACAGUCCAAAAAAAAGCAUUUUCUUAAAUGAAAGAAUAUGAUUUGCUUUUAGUAUUCUUGAAUAAAGAAAAACUAUUACUGUG
Messenger RNA from Pygocentrus nattereri (red-bellied piranha), 7243 nucleotides. RefSeq names its product suppressor of cytokine signaling 9 (gene socs9). The transcript is spliced from 2 exons. NCBI's taxonomy places the organism in Eukaryota, Metazoa, Chordata, Actinopteri, Characiformes, Serrasalmidae. Gene Ontology annotation, biological process: phosphatidylinositol phosphate biosynthetic process; intracellular signal transduction. The coding region runs from base 492 to 2147 and encodes 551 amino acids. Gene Ontology annotation, molecular function: 1-phosphatidylinositol-3-kinase regulator activity. The record is from RefSeq and is a predicted model, not a curated record. Gene Ontology annotation, cellular component: phosphatidylinositol 3-kinase complex.